This is a messenger RNA of Penicillium diatomitis, 651 nucleotides long. Its product is annotated as putative SNF7 family protein (Cta1). Bases 1 to 651 code for a protein of 216 amino acids. The transcript is spliced from 2 exons. Gene Ontology annotation, cellular component: multivesicular body. The record is from RefSeq and is a predicted model, not a curated record. Lineage: Eukaryota; Fungi; Ascomycota; Eurotiomycetes; Eurotiales; Aspergillaceae. Gene Ontology annotation, biological process: late endosome to vacuole transport via multivesicular body sorting pathway; vesicle budding from membrane.
AUGAAUCGUCUGUUCGGGACAAAGAGCACGGCUCCCAAGCCUACGCUCGAUGGCGCGAUCUCAAAGGUUGACGACCGCGUCGCCAGCAUCGAUGUGAAGCUCAGUGCGCUCAACUCGGAGCUCUCCGCCUACCAGGCGAAACUCUCCAAGAUGCGCGACGGCCCAGGCAAGAACGCCAUUCGCCAAAAGGCCCUCAAAGUCCUCCAGCGUCGGAAACAGUACGAAGCCCAGCGCGAUCAGCUAUCCCAGCAAUCGUGGAACAUGGAACAAGCCGGCAUGAUGCAAGACAACCUGAAGAACGUGAUGACGACUGUCGACGCCAUGAAGACCACCACCAAGGAGCUGAAGAAGCAAUACGGCAAGGUGGACAUUGACAAGAUCGAACAGAUGCAGGAUGAGAUGGCCGAUCUGAUGGAGGUUGGAAACGAGAUUCAGGAGAGUAUCUCUCGAGCGUACGAUCUGCCGGAAGAGGUGGAUGAAGCCGACCUGGAUGCAGAGCUAGAGGCCUUGGGUGAAGAGUCCUUGUUUGAGACUGAGAUGGGCGCCGAUGCAGUCCCCAGUUUCUUGCAAGACGAGGUUGCGCCUCCGCAAUUCAUCGACGAGCCGCCAGAGCAGGCCAAGGUCAAGGAGGCGGCGGGUGGAAUUGGCUAA